AUGGGCCAGAUUGGAAAGGGCGGUACGAGGGUGGGACUUGGCGUUGGUGUUUUGGAACAUCAAAGAUGGACAGGGUUUUCGCGGAGGUCGCUCCUCAGAUAUCUCCACAACUACAGAUCGGGGAUCUUCCAAAAUCGAGAAGAUUGGUGCAGGCUAGGUCUCUUCACCUUACAAUUUGUAUGGCAAUUUGGCCCGGGGUUGUGGUGUGAUAGGGGAGAAUGGGGGAUAAUCCCACGCAGGAGUUCCGAACGACGUCUGGUUCACAUUUGGCUGGAUAACUCCACCACCACACGGGGUAUGCGGUCGGCGAUGGGGUCAAAAUGCUCGUAUGAUCGAGGGCUUUUCGAUGGAUCUAUCGGCGGGUUCUUAUUCGAAAAAUCGAGCGAGUUCAUGGUGGAGCGGUUGCAAGCAUAG
Molecule: messenger RNA, 414 nt
Organism: Blastomyces dermatitidis ER-3
Lineage: Eukaryota; Fungi; Ascomycota; Eurotiomycetes; Onygenales; Ajellomycetaceae
Exons: 1
Coding region: 1-414 (137 amino acids)
Source: RefSeq, a predicted model, not a curated record